Molecule: messenger RNA, 397 nt
Organism: Ipomoea nil (Japanese morning glory)
Lineage: Eukaryota; Viridiplantae; Streptophyta; Magnoliopsida; Solanales; Convolvulaceae
Product: defensin-like protein P322
Exons: 2
Coding region: 81-323 (80 amino acids)
Biological process (GO): defense response
Source: RefSeq, a predicted model, not a curated record
AAAGCCUCAAGAAGUCACUCACCACCACACAGUUUAAUUAAAUACUUAAAGCUUCCCAUCUUCUUCAUCCUCAGGAAAAGAUGGCUUCAUCUCUUCGUUCAUUUGCAGCUGCCUUUCUCUUUGUGAUGCUGUUCAUGGCCACUGAGCUGGGAAGAAACACAAUAAUGGUGGCAGAGGCAAGGAUGUGCGAGUCGCUGAGCUCGAAGUUCAAGGGGCCAUGUGCUCGGGAUAGCAACUGCGCAACGGUUUGCCACUCGGAGGGGUUCUCCGGCGGCGACUGCAAAGGGUUGCGCCGCCGCUGCUUCUGCACUAAGCCUUGCUAAUUCAUCAUCUAUCCAUAUAGGCAGCAGCUGCGGCAGUGUGUGUAUGUAUGGUGUGUAUUGCUAAAUAAAUGUUA